Alosa alosa (allis shad) is the source of this 7501-nucleotide messenger RNA. It is a transcript of the gene furina, whose product is annotated as furin (paired basic amino acid cleaving enzyme) a. Gene Ontology annotation, molecular function: serine-type endopeptidase activity. Gene Ontology annotation, biological process: peptide hormone processing. Gene Ontology annotation, cellular component: trans-Golgi network; Golgi membrane. NCBI's taxonomy places the organism in Eukaryota, Metazoa, Chordata, Actinopteri, Clupeiformes, Clupeidae. The record is from RefSeq and is a predicted model, not a curated record.
GCAGUGUGGACCACCUCCCCGAACCGUUCGUAGAGGGGUGGUGUAUUUUUUAUGUUGUUUAUUUAUUUAAUUUCACUGUUUUUGAAACGAUUUGAUGUUCGUUUAGGUGGUUUAUGUCUCAACCAAAUAUGUGGCUGACGGAAUUCCGCCGUACUUCGCUUUCCUGACAUUGUGUUUGGAUAAUAUACUGGGGGGAGCAGAAGCCAUCGAAAAGUUUCCCCUUUGUACUGUACAAGAUAUAGCGAUAUGUGGAUAGUCGUAAAGUAAUGUGCCAAGGACUGUGAGAAGGAAGGAUAUAAGACACUCGGCUAACUGUUUUGCUGGUUAGCCCAUUCGCUAACGUUACUUAUCAACUGCCUUGAGUGUUUGCCUUGUGCUAUAUGGAUCCCUGCCACCUGAAAAGGACAAGCCACUGGGCUGCAAAUGAAGCAUGAAGCCGUGUCUACGGUGUGUUUUUUGGACCUCCGUGGUUUAAGUAAAAUUCCGAUCGGUCACUCCAAGGGACCCCGAGUCAAGGCUGGUCCUUCAAGGCAAGAGCAAGUCUGUUUGGAUAAUUUUGGUGAAAACGUGUUUGGAGCUGAGAUCCAUCGCAGUAUUUAGGCUAUUGACAGCCAGCGGAAGAAAAUAUUCAUAGUCGUGAGCCCAACGCAGGCUACACGGGGAUUUGGAAUAUUGGGAAUAUCGCAGCUCUAGUUGGACUCCAGUUGUGUUGGACUUCUUCGGUGAUCUCUUUGCUGGACUGAUUCCGAGGCUCCCUCCAUCCAUCCAUUCAUCUCUCUCUACCUCUGCAUCUCCUGGCUAGCUGACGCCCCUGCCGUGCAAGUACCAAGGCUAGCACAGGCCCACCACAGAAGCGCCUGUGCUCCGGGACUUGGGUCACGCCACGUCGGCUGCCAAAGACCUCACCAACCCCCCUCCCCUCCACCACUCAGGCCCUCUGAUGGAUCUCCAGUCUGCUCGUCUGCUGCUGGGGACUGUGCUGCUCGCCCUGACCGUGUCGUUGAGUCCAGGCUUGGCUGACAAGAUCUACACCAACACCUGGGCAGUCCACAUUAGCGGUGGGGCGCCAGAGGCCAACCGCAUCGCCGAGAAGCACGGCUUUGUCAACCUUGGACAUGUGUUUGGUGAUAUUUACCACUUCCGUCAUCGCAGGGUGGUUAAGAGGUCGCUGUCCGAUCACCGUGGUUACCAUGUGCGACUCCAGAGCGAGGCUCAGGUGACGUGGGUGGAACAGCAGGUGCUGAAGCAGCGGGUGAAGAGGGACAUCUACUCGGAUCCGUCAGACCCCAAGUUUGGCCAGCAGUGGUACCUGUACAAUCCCAACCAUCAUGACCUGAAUGCAAAAGGUGCCUGGGAGCAGGGCUUCACAGGGAAAGGGGUCGUCAUCUCCAUCCUUGACGACGGCAUUGAGAAGAACCACCCUGACCUCAUCCAGAACUAUGAUCCUGAUGCCAGUUAUGAUGUGAAUGACGGGGACUCGGACCCCCAGCCAAGAUACACACAGCUCAACGACAACAGACAUGGGACCCGCUGUGCUGGAGAGGUGGCUGCAGUGGCCAAUAACGGCAUCUGUGGAGUAGGAGUGGCCUACAACGCCCGCAUCGGAGGCGUGCGUAUGCUGGACGGCGAGGUGACUGACCUGGUGGAGGCCCACUCUCUGAGUCUCAACCCACAGCACAUCCACAUCUACAGCGCCAGCUGGGGCCCCGAGGACGACGGCAAGACCGUGGACGGCCCGGCCAAGCAAGCCAAGGAGGCCUUCCUGCGUGGCGUCACCGAGGGUCGCGGCGGCCUGGGCUCCAUCUUCGUGUGGGCGUCGGGCAACGGCGGGCGGGAGAAGGACAGCUGCAACUGCGACGGCUACACCAACAGCAUCUACACACUGUCCAUCAGCAGCAGCACGCAGUACGGCAACGUGCCCUGGUACAGCGAGGCCUGCUCCUCCACCCUCGCCACCACCUACAGCUCCGGCAACAUCAACGAGAAGCAGAUCGUGACCACUGACCUGAGACAGAAGUGCACAGACUCUCACACGGGCACGUCAGCCUCUGCCCCUCUUGCCGCUGGCAUCAUCGCCCUCGCUCUGGAGGCCAAUCAAAACCUGACCUGGAGGGACAUGCAGCACCUGGUGGUGCGAACCUCUCGGCCCGCCCACCUCAGCACAGACGACUGGAAGACCAAUGGCAUCGGCCGCAAAGUGAGCCACUCUUAUGGUUACGGUCUCCUGGAUGCCGGGGCGAUGGUUACCAUGGCGCAGAACUGGACCAACGUGGGUCCCCAGAGGAAGUGUGUCAUCUCCAUGGUGGCGGAGCCCAAGAACAUCGGCAGCCAUCUCGUGGUCACUAAGAACGUGGAGGCGUGUUUGGGGCAGGCCAACUUCGUCAGCUCACUGGAACACGUCCAGGCCCAGCUCACGCUGUCCUACAACCGCAGGGGCAACCUGGCCAUCUACCUGAUCAGCCCCAUGGGCACCCGCUCCACACUGCUGGCCCCCAGACCCCAUGACUACUCGUCGGAGGGCUUCAACGACUGGGCUUUCAUGACCACACACUCCUGGGACGAGGACCCCCGCGGGGAAUGGACACUGGAGAUCCGGAAUGUGGCUGGGGCCAGCGACUAUGGCACUCUGACCCAGUUCCUGCUGGUCCUGUACGGCACGGGCACCGACACAGUGGACACGUCCGGACCUGAUGUCAGUCAGACCAACAAAGGCAGCUGCAAGACCUUUGACCUCAACCAGAACUGCAUUGAGUGUAGCCCAGGUUAUCUGCUGUUCCAGCAGGACUGCGUCCACUCCUGUCCUCCCGGCUACACAGCUGGGGCCGAGCCGCUGAAGUACACGCAGGGCAACUGGGUGAUCCCGCCGUCUGUCCAGACCUGCCAGCCCUGCGUGGCGCCCUGCCUGACCUGUGCCGGCCUCACCCCGCAGGACUGCCUCUCCUGCCCGCCCCACAACCACCUGGACCCGGUCACGGGCACCUGCCUCCACCAGAACCAGAUCGAGCGCGAGUCCCCCGACACCAUGGCCGGGGCGUCCGCCCUGCAAUCUGCCGGCGGGCGCCGUCAGCGAGGGGCAAACGGCGACCCACAAGGUGCGUCCAUGCCUGCCACGGUGGCCGUCCUGAGUUGUGCCUUCAUCGUGGCGGCGUUCGUUGCCGUGUUUGCUGCGCUGCAGCUGCGCUCGAGCAACGCGGCGCCCAAGCGGCUACUCCUGGCCGAGACCGGCGCCGGCCUUCGUGAGGGCCUGAAGGAGGGCUUCCGCCAAGCUGGCCUCGGCCUGGGGCUGGGCAUGGGCUCUGGCCGCACCAUCUCCUACAAGGGCAUCCCCAGCGUGUGGCGCGAGGACGGCUCCGAGUCUGAGGUGGACGAGUUCGACGUCCACAACGAGAGGACUGCCUUUAUCAAAACACAAAGUGCUCUUUAACGGCCCCCUCCUCCCCUUCAAUCCCACGUUUCAGGAGCAGUCCAGAUCCGCAGUCCAGGACCGCCCCCCCCCACAAUUAUUUCUCUUUAAGGAAUUCUCACUCUGUUUUCAGUCAUUUUUGCCACAUUUUUGUUUUUGCUCUUUUCCUCUUCCUGGGGUUGUUUGGGAUCUCCUUCUCUCUUCUUGACCUUUUUCUCUGUGGAGUGCCCACCUCACAUGUCUUCGGAGAUUUGCAGGGUGACGCUCGUGAAAGGCCUGUCGCCGCGUGCACACGCUCACGGCUUGAAUGUGACUUGAGAUUACAAAUCAAAAUUCUCUCGGCUCUCCCUCCGAGCCGCGGAAAAAAGAUUAUUUUUUCUAAUGUUCUAAUAAAUCAUGCUCAUGAUUCCUCAUGUUUUUUACCCCCUUCUUCACAUCAUGUCUCUCCAGGCACCCCUUCACAUAUCCAGGUUGCCCUUUGAGAUUGUAAGUCGUAGGGGUGCGAAGUCAGGCUUGUGUGUGUGUGUGUGUGUGUGUGUGCGCGCGUAUGCCGUCGGUAGAAUGGCACGGAAUGGCUUGACACUCUUCCCAUGUUGUGUGUUUGCCUUCCUGUGGCGUGUGUUUGAUGCAGCCUGUCCAGACCGUCCUUCUGCGAGUGCCCUAUUGAUUCGGCCGUGACCGGCGAGCUCAGAGACGGCUGGGGAAAGGGUUCUUUAUUUUUCUGAAAAGGAGAUAAAUACCACAGGCCACACAGGCCCCUCACACAACAACUCCUGAGGCCGUUUAGCAAGAUAGAUGGGAGUUAAAGAGGUCCAUCCACUCCUGACGUGUGUGUGAGUGUGCAAGACAGAGCAGAAGUGCAGUGUUUCUUUGGAUGAAUGUAGUGUUUCAAGAGAUUGCAGCAGACUCAACUCUUUUUCUCACUCACUCCUACAGACAUAUACACUCUCACACACACCCAUAUAUACAAACACUUACAUGUGACUGCUUGAAAGAGACGGCCAUCAAAGUCAAUCCACAUGGCUUAAAAAUGGAUUUGUGUGAUUUCUGUGGGGCUGAAUGAACUGCAGUGAUCUCUCUUAUUCUCACGCAGAUACACACACACAGACACACAGACACAGAUAGACACAUACGUUCAAAGUUUGCGUUCAUAGUGAUCCCUGGUUUCAGUGCCAGUCGACCAGAACACAUCCCAUCCCUGAGCAGUGCAGGCGAUAAGUCCUCAUUAACCAGACGCGUCUCCUCACGUCUUUCGUGACAGCAGGGGCUUGGCCUAGAAAAGAGUUCACAUCAAAGCAAACUCGAACUUAAAACACCUUUUUUUGGUUGUUUGUUUUUUAUUUGUCUGUUUUGAUUUCACUGCUGGCACUACUAUAGGGGCCUAAAGUAGUUUGUCCCUCUUGUUUUAGCAAACUUAAGCAAACACGGCUCUGUGUGAGGCGUAGAAGGCCCAGAGUUCCUCAUGGAGACUCAUACUUUGCUGGCUCAUAAUUUUCCCUUGUGCUGACCAAUGCAAGAUAAUCACCCACAACAUUAAAGUUGCACACACUACAAGUUUCUUAGUGACCAGACCUUUGUGUCCAGGUUGUACUGUAAGCCUUGUUUCUAACACAACAUGACCUUGUCCAGGACUAAAUUAGUAGUGUAGUUAGUUCAAUAGUACAAAUGAUCCACUUUUUUCCAUUUAGGGUAGGUCCUUUAGCAUUAUAUUGUGUCCAUAUUCUAUAUGUCAAUAUAUAGACACCAGUCCUCCAGAUCAAGCCUUCUCACCUCUCCUCAAAUCCAGAUUCAGCACACUUUUAGUCCUGAAAUGCCUUUUCUGAUUGAAGAAAGAAGAUCAUGAAGAAUACUUGAUUGACUUGCUUAUCUCAAGCUACAAGCCUUUGUAGAAAUGAGCUCCUCCCCCUCGGUAUCAUGAAAAGCCAGCUCAAAAUAGUCUUUCAUGCCAUCAUAUCUUGUCAUAUCCUUGACACAAGAAUCACAUUGCAUUAAACAUGCACGUAUUGCUGUUCGAAGAGAGGCAGCAGUAAGAAGCUGUUAAGUUUGUGCCUGCGUCCCUGUGCGAAAGGGUAUUUAGAGAUGCAUCAUAUCCUUCCAGUGUUCUCUAAGAACCUAAGACUGCAUUAGCAGGUGGACUGACGAUUUGCUAAGUGCAUCUCCAGUUUACCAACUAAACCUUCUUUUUUUAUUUUUUUCUCCGAUUUCUUCUGAUGCUGCCAUCCCAGACACCAGGAAGACAUCAUCAAAAUUCAGGAUUGCACAUUCAUAAGAUUUUGUCAUCCAGGGAUUUCUGGGAGGUUCUUGGCUGCAGCAGCUCUUGUGUUUCCCUCUGUGCUGAUCUAGAGAGGCCUGUGGUCAUAUCUGCAGCAUGUGCUGAUCUAGAGAGGCCUGUGGUCAUAUCGGCAGCAUUUGGUGAUCUAGAGAGACCUGUGGUCAUAUCUGCAGUGUGUGCUGAUCUAGAGAGGCCUGUGGUCAUAUCUGCAGCGUGUGCUGAUCUAGAGAGGCCUGUGGUCAUUUCUGUAGCGUGUGCCUGUAAAUUCUGAUGCCUGCCUCACAACCCCAUGCUUCAUCGUUCCUUUGCCUAAUUUGAUGAAAUAAAGGAGGGUUUAAAAUGAUCUAUCAUACGUAAAAGGUGAAGGUGGCGGAAUCGAUUUUACACCCAAGCCUUCCUCAGCGAUGAAAAUUGCCGUAUUUUAUAAUUAAUUGUAAUAGAUAAAUGUAUGACUUACUGUAAGUGGAAAGUGGUAGAGGGGUGCUUGAGUGUAAGAGGGCCUUUCUUAUUGAAACAUUUUUAAUGGACUAUCAAUUUAUUCAUCCUUUCAGUGCCAAGCUUCUCUCUGUCUCCCCCACCCCUCUCUUGCCCUCUCUUUCUCUCUCUCCUACUCUCUCUCUCUCUUUCUAUCCGGGAAAAGUUUUAUGGGAAUUAAAUUUAUUGCUGUAAUAUAUUGUUUCUGUGUGGGUGCAGGACAGCUGGGAAGUAUGCCCUGAGCUCUGCAGCUGGUGAAGUCGUGUGGGGUCUUAAGAUUAGAGCUGCCCGUAACCAGCUUCAGGUGUUGCCCAAGAGGCCCCGGACGCCUUGUCCGUCUCUCUGAUGCUUCAGGGCGGCCCACAACCUGAACUCCAUCUCUUUUUUUUUUUUCUCCUCACAAAUUUAGAGAGCAGUUUAGAGCGGUGGCUAUGAUAGGAAAGCAAUCCGUGCCCAUGUUAAUCCACUGCUCAAGGUGGUUUCCCCUAAAGUGGUCUAUUUUUUGUAUUCUCAAAGGAAGAAAAAGAAUCCUCUAAUGGUGUCAUUCUGGAUAGUCCUCAUUGAUAGAUGAUUACGCCCCCUACUGUUCAGUCUUUGCAGUACAGUGUGUUAUUGAGUGUGAACGUGUGUGUGAGAGAGGUGUGAGAGUUCAGUUGGGGUAUAUGGUGUUGAGGGCAUUACCAAAGACUCUGAUAGUGUAAGUGUGUGUUCAAGUGAGAUGGCUCAAGCGUCCAGACUAAGAGCAGAGGUGUUGGUAGGUUCUCUGCUGCUCUCGAGCGUCCAGACUAAGAGCAGAGGUGUUGGUAGGUUCUCUGCUGCUCUGAACAGAGCCUCUGGUGUGGUGCAGCCAUGUGCUCAUGAAAUUCAGUUUCCUUUCCCUGUUAUGCCACCACCACCACAAAAAAAACAAAAAAACAGAGGGCUCCUAUUUCAGCCUGUAGGAGCAGAAGAGUGAAUGUGUUUGAUUUUUAAGUACAGCCUCUUGUAUGUAUAACACACACACAUUCAAGACACAACAUACACGGAUCAAGGGCUGAAUGUCUCUGUAUGCACUACAGAACCCACACACACACUGAUUUCUAUUAGACCUCGCUCCAUGUUUCAGACUGAGGUCACUAGCCUUUGGCUGCGUGGAGACAUCUUAGUAACAGAGACCCAUGAGUUAUGAUGGAUUGACUACCUGUGAUGGGACAACUAUUCUGAAAAUGGCCUAUUUUUGUACUAUAUAUAUAUAUGGUGCAGUGUCAUUUACAUGUAAUUUAAAAAAAAUUGCCUUUUUUUCCUUUUUAUUUAAUUGAUGUCAAUAUGCGGAUUAUAGAUUCUACGAAAAAUAAAGAUCUAUGCAAACUUUA